This is a messenger RNA of Panonychus citri (citrus red mite), 1769 nucleotides long. RefSeq lists its product as uncharacterized. The transcript is spliced from 4 exons. NCBI's taxonomy places the organism in Eukaryota, Metazoa, Arthropoda, Arachnida, Trombidiformes, Tetranychidae. Bases 700 to 1446 code for a protein of 248 amino acids. The record is from RefSeq and is a predicted model, not a curated record.
CAAUAACCAUGGUCAAUAUGGAAUUAAUUCUGUGACCUUAAACAAUCAAUCUAACGAUUAACUGUCCUUGUUCAACGUUCUGUAACUUUCUCUUGAUCUUUCUCUCGAUCUUCCUCCUCUUCCUCCUCCUCUAAAAGCUUCUUCCUCCUUCCUUCCAAUACCAACAAUAUUUUCUCCACCACCACCACCUUCUCACCUUGAAUCUAAUCCCAAUACGAUUAACCCUCCACAAUGAAGUAUUUAUCUCCUCCUUGUAGUGCGAGAAUGUUAAUUGUAACCGAAAAUCAAAAAGAUCAACAUCAACAGUCGUUGUUGUCAUUAUCACUAUUUAAUUGUAAUUGCUUAGUAUCUUUCCCUCUUUCGUCAACAUUUAAUUGUAGUGAAAGAAAAAGUUUCAGUUCAAUUUGGACAUAAAGUUGAUUUGAAAAUCAAACAAUUAACUCGACGAUUUUCUGGUUCAACUUGUUGUGCCUUUCGGUACAAUAAUUAAGUCAAAAGUUUUGUGUCUCUUUUUUUGUCACCAAAAGGCUCGUUCAUUUAUCGACAACAUCUCAUAGAGACAACAUCGAGUCUUUUUCUUUCACAUAAUAGUUGAAUCGAGAGAUUAAUUUACUAAUCAUCGAAAACUCUGCCUGAGAGUAAACUUAAUUUCUUUGUUGGUAUUAAAUUGAUCAACCAAAUACCUGGAACAAAAAUAACAUGGAAAACAACAUGGAUCUCAUCAAAACAAUCGGAAUCAUUGUGAUAUCAUCUUGCUUUGUAAUUAACUACUCGAUGGCCGUACAAGGUGAUAAGACGGACAGUUGUGAUAUCGAUUCGCUUGACCAAUGUGCCAAACGGUUAUUCGGGUAUGGUGACCCUAAUUAUACAUUUGCUACGACAGAGGAACAGGUUCUUCAACAGUGCAAAACAUCAAAAGAAGCAGAAGUUUGCAUACGGCAAUAUAAUAAUCGUUGUGUCAAACCAUUCGCACGUCAAUACAUCAACAUUAUGCUUCGAGGUCCAUUGAAGUCAUUGAAGGAACGAUGUGCCUCAAAAAAAGGUGUCGAAGAAUACCUGAAAAACUCUGAUUGUUUGACUGCGACCAAAAAAGACUUGGAUGUUUGUACUCAUGAUGUUAUUGAAAACUUUAUGCUUGUCCCGAAAACCAAGAAGCCCGAAUGGAUCCCGUUGUCUUGCUGUUAUCUAAGUAAAUUGGAACAAUGCUCGAAAUCAGCAAUCGAAAACAAAUGUCCUCCUAACCAAACUGAAUACACUCAUAAAGCGAUGAGGAACCUUCGAGGAGACAUCUUAGAUCUUUUCUGUGACCACGAACUGGAAUGGGGAACAAGCAAAUGCGACGAAUUCGCGUCUCAUUUACCAACGAGGGAAAUCAAAGGCAAAAAACCCGAAUCAGUGUUACCAGUGAUUCUCAAUUUGAUGAACAAGUAUAUAGCUAAACAAUAAGCAGAAUUAAAACAUUUAAUUAGCACAAAUUUGUACAAAUCAAGAAACAACAACAACAAAAUCAUAUCAUUUUUCUUGUAGUACGUUUUUUAUUUAGUGACAUUUUCAUAGCUCUUGAUAUUUUUUAUACACAACUGAUUGUGAUUUAUACAAAAAAAACAAACAAAUAAACACAAAUAUCAUCAAGUCAUUUAGAAAUAGUUAAUUGGUUUGACAUUUCGUAAAUGACAAUUAAGACUUUUUGUAUUGAUUGAAUCAAGUCAAUUGAAUGGAUGUAAUUUCGUUCAAUGAACAAUAAAAAAACCAUUUCUGUUUCAAUUUAA